This is a messenger RNA of Xiphophorus couchianus (Monterrey platyfish), 2858 nucleotides long. RefSeq lists its product as uncharacterized. Bases 906 to 2858 code for a protein of 650 amino acids. The transcript is spliced from 2 exons. NCBI's taxonomy places the organism in Eukaryota, Metazoa, Chordata, Actinopteri, Cyprinodontiformes, Poeciliidae. The record is from RefSeq and is a predicted model, not a curated record.
AAAUACCAAAAUUUAACAGAGUACACAGUCUGUUUGCGGUCUACUCCUAAGGUGUCUGCUCGACACAGUCCCAGCAAUGGUUAUUCCUGUCAAGGCACAGCAUUCCUAAGACUGUGUAUAGAUAACCCGAAGAGUAAUAUUGUUUUCUAUCACUAGGACCUUGCUUAAAAUUCUUUGGCCAAUUGGCUUACCUAUCAUUGCCUUAGCUCUAUAUACAAUGUUACUGUAUCAUGCAGUUAAUGUUAAAUGAAUCUUAAUGACUCGUUUGUUGUCUUCUCCACAGGUUUCUGCUCACCCUGACAAAACUGUAGGUGAAGAACCGAUGGGAUCACUAUCCUUGUCUCUUGAACCACAGAAAUACAACCAUGUUGUACUGCGCUCAUCAUUUUCAAGCAUUGAAAAAUGCACACAUUGCUUGGGACCUUUUGUUGCCCUCAAGUGGAAUGAUCUGAAAUGUAAAGGUGAGUUUUCCUUGUGUGGUUAUUACUCCUUUAGUAUUUUCAAGGAAAUUUAGGAAAACUAAUCCUCCGGAAUCACCUUCUUAAAAUAAUUGCCUAAGUCAUUUUUUUUCAAAAAUGAUUUUUUGCCUAAAUCAUCUCUUCAUGAUGCUGGCCACCUCUGGUAAAAUUGCCAACAUCCUCAAUUAAACAGAUCAUGCCAUUCUACCCCUUUUGUAUAAUUGCCUAUGUCAAGAGUGUGACUUAGGCAGUUUUAUUUUCCUUAAGUCACCAGACAAAUUGACUUAGGCAAUUUUAGAAGUUUUUCAAGAUGGUGGAUGAUUCAAGGAGACCAAAAUUCUACACAGCUGCUGAUGCUAUUUCCAAGAUUCAGGACUCUACCCAUGUUGGGAUGACACCAGUCUGUCCUCAUCUACUGAGGAUGACAAUGAGACCAUCAAUAAAGAGAUGAUGCAGCAUGUUGAUAAUGAUGCACCAUCUACUCCCAUGGAUAAAGUUAAAGAUGCCAAGCAGACACAUCCACACCAAGAAGAGGCGAUAUCAAAGGAUGAUGGCGAUGAUGGUGAUGUCAUUCAAGAUCCGAACUAUACCCCAACCUGUGAUGAGUCCUCCUCUCCUGAAGAUGAAAACAGCCUAUCUAUGGUGGCAACAACUUUAGAACAGCAGAAUGAGGAUGUUGCAUUGAAAGAUGCAGGCAAAAAGAAAAGACAUAAACACCUCAGUCCAAAAACAUGGAAGCAAAAUGAAUCCAAGCAGAAACGUCUGAAAGGAAUGUCAUACAAGAGCAAAAGUGGCAAAGAAAUAAGUGCAAAGACUAUGGGUCCUCCCUGCAACUCCAAGUUCUGUCAGCGAGUCUCAACUCGAGACUGCCAAGUCCUUACAGAAGAGCAGCGGCAGUGGGUAUUUGACAAGAUUUGGGCAAUGAACACCUGGGAAGAACGUCGGUUAUAUGUCACCACUUUGGUCACAAAGACUAGCAUGAAGCAAAAAAUAGUUACUGAGGGAUCCCGACGCAAUUCAUCAUUUUCCUACCAACUGAAGCUUGAAGAUGGAACAAAUGUUAAAGUGUGCAACGCACUUUUUUCUUCUACACUUGGUCUCCCUGAAAGAACCAUUACAAAAUGGCUGGAUGACCCCAUCAACCCUGAAAAACAAGCAGAGGUGCCAUCAAAAUCUGGACCCAAAAGUGGCAAGCAUACAAAGGUUGAAACUGAUGUCAAGGAUUUCCUUAAGAACUGGUUGAGGGACCUGCCCAGUGUUGACUCACACUACUGCAGAAGCACAGCUACCUACAAAGACAAGAAGUUCCUUUACCAAGGCACAACCAUCUCCCAACUACAUCGUGAAUAUGGACAGGCAGCUGCAACUGCUGGAGUGAGAGCUGUUGGAAUCCAAUAUUUCACAGCUGUGUUCCAUGAGGAGAACUACUCCGUAUUUAUUCCAAGAAAAGAUCAGUAUGAUGUUUGUGUUUCAUUCAAACAUGGAAAUAUCAGUAAGGCUGCAUACCACGCACAUGUCACCAAGAAGGAUGAAGCGAGGCAAGAGAAAUCUAGGGACAAGGAUUCUGCUGAUGAAGACAAGUCCGUUUGUACAAUGGACUUGCAAGCUGUGCUACUGUGUCCAAAAACCCAAGCCAGCAGCCUGUAUUACAGAACAAAACUGCAGGUCCACAACUUUACCCUUUUCAACUUGAGAUCAAAGGAAGGCUACUGCUACAUUUGGGACGAAUCAGAAGGUGACCUCUGUAGCGAGGUAUUUGCACAUCUUCAGUAUCAUCAUUUUGAAGGUGUGAUCAAAGGCCAUCCAGACCUCAAGGAGAUCAUAGUGUGGAGCGACGGUUGCGGUUAUCAGAAUCGCAAUACAUGUGUAGCGAAUGCAUACUCUGAGCUUGCAAGGAAAUAUGGGGUGCUAAUAACCCAGAAAUACCUUCUUGCAGGUCAUACAGAAAUGGAGUGUGACAGUAUGCAUAGUACUAUUGAACGAAAAAUAGUUGCAGAUAUCUUCACCCCAAGAGACUAUGUCGUUGUACUCCAGACUGCAAGAAUCAGGCCAUCACCUUACUAUGUGAAAGUGCUCAAGCACGAUGAGUUCCUGAAGCUGAAUGGAUCUUACUUCUUCAGCAUCAGACCAGACAAAAAAGUUGGAGACCCGACUGUGCAUGACUUGCGGGCUCUUCAGUUUAGCAGUGAAGGCAAGGUCCAUUUCAAGCUGUCCUUUUCAGAAGACUCUGUGUGGGAAGAACUGCCACAAAGGGUGCAGGUGCCAAAUGGGCCAAUGGCAUGGAUAAGUUUGUUUCCAUGUGCUCUGCCAAUCAAAGAGAGAAAGUUCCAGGACCUCCAGUCAAUGAAACCCAUCAUGCCUGUCGAGUGUCAUCACUUCUUUGACAAUUUGCCACACUAA